ACUCCUCGCUCAGCCUCACUCAGUCACUCUCAACCCUCAUCGCGCCGUCUACUCUAUCUGCGAGGGAAAAUGCAGCUUCAGCCGGAAGAAGAAUCACCGGCGUAGCCCCUGGGAAACGUCUGCCUCGUCGUCGUGGCCUCUGCAAGCACCGUCUCCUCCCGCGUCGAGUCGUGUGCGGCGGCGUCGUGGUCCUCGUUCGUUCCGUCGCAAGCGCCUCCAGUCGCUCCUCGCAUCUGCUUCGUCUGCGCCACUGCUCACCUCCGUCUCUGUCGUCCCCUUGUUGGUUCACUCCUCUGCUGGCUCUGCUCUGUUCGUGCCGAAGCUCUGCUCGUGCGGUCACCUCUCCUCGCCGGUGGCCUGCCUCUUCGACGGUGGAACGGCCCCAACCCGUCGCUGACGGCUGACUUUGGUUCUGCUUCUGACAUUCUGCAGUGUAGAGGAUAGUUUAUGCUGCUCUGCUCAUCCGGCAUUGUCCUUUGCCGCUGCUGGUCUGAUUCGGCUGUCCUUCUUAUCCUGCUGGUCUGGUCUGGUCCAAUUACUUCUCUGCUAAAGUAUGGAGAACAAUAAUUGGUAUAUGAACAAGUCUGAAGUCAAAAGAGUAGAAAAUGGCAGAGUUAUCAUCUCAAAUGCAUUAUUGCGCAGUAACGGAAAAAGGGUCAAAAUUCUGGAAGUUUCAAGUGAUGAUAGAGAAGAAGUUGAGAGGCAGAAACGUUGUUUUCGGACUUCCUUGGCACUCUCAUCUAAACAUUUUUUACAAGGACUUUUUUGUUUUUCCGAGAAUAAUGGAGAGAGAUGGGUUUUUAUUUACGAGAAUUAUGACACUGAUUUAGCAGAUGCUUGGGCUCACAAUUGGGACAAAUUCAAGGUUUAUCUCAAACAAUUUUUACAAGCUCUGUCAAGUUUAUACGAAGAAAAGAACAUGUGUCAUGGGAAAAUAAGCCAGUACAAUUUUGUAAUAAAUGGGGACAGAGGAGGACUCGUUACCGGAGUCGAGGGAAAUCCUUUUCCUUUCAUGAGCAAAGAUGCCGUUGUUAGGGGCGAGAUGUGGGGUCUACGUAACAUUUUAUUUUCUUCGCUGAAUCUCGGUUCAUCUUCAAAAGAACUCGAUAUGUUCUUAGAUUUUUUACCAUGGUGUAGAUCAUGGAAUCAGGUGUUUUGUCAUCCGUUUUUCUUAGAUUUUCAACACAGAUGUUAUUAUUUUAUUUUGGCCAACCAGUAUUUAAAUGACUAUUUAAGAAAAACUGUGCAUGCCAACCAUCUGGGAAACGCAAUUAGAAAGCAACUUGAGAACCAUCAGAUAUAUAUGAAAAGGUGGCAAGUUGGAGUGAACAGAGUGAACUAUCCGGCAAUGAUGCACAUUUUGAAUGAUCCAAGUACAAAUUAUGGUUUUGGUUCUAAUGAGUUUCUUCGAUUUGCAAGAAACUGUGUAGCUCACCUAUACAUUGCGCCUAAUGGUGAGAUGUGUCAACAAGCUGAAACUUUGGUGAGAAUGAUUGAGGAUUCCUAUCCUGCAUUUUUAAGUGCAGUACAUGGUGUGUUUGUGGCGGAGGAUAUUUAUAUUUUUGAUAUGCCUUAAUGGCUGAAUCUUGAUUGCCUCUGCAUGCACUAAUUCAGCUUAUAAAUCUAAUGCAGCAAAAGAGGCCGUUGGAGCAGAAGAUACCCCUUUGGGAGGUUGGUCUGUAAGGUUGCGUUCUGCUGCUCAGGGAAUCCUGAAUGUUCCAGGAUUGAGCUUAGGAGUUGGUCCAAAAGGAGGACUUUUUUUUUGGAUAAAAUGCUUGGUACUUAUCUCUCAACUAUAAGUAUGCAGGAGGAUGUCCCAUGUGAGUUUAGGGCUUUGUUAGCAAACUUAGUGUUUAUAUGAAAAUUUACUGUGUAUGAAAGUAACUCUGUAAACAGCUAUUUACUAAGCUCUCUAGAUUUUGCAAAGGCUCAAUUUUCAAAGCUUAAUAUAUAUUACUUAUGAAACUGAUCUCAACAUCUGAUUGGGUUCAAAACCCGUUUUACUAAGUUCAUCCAUACAAACAGAGAUGUUUCAUGUGUGCGCUCUUGGUGGAGCAGAUAAUACCAACAGCACAUGCACUAGAGUGGUUAAUUUUUUUUAAGAAAUGCCGGCAUAUUAUUUGGCAACUAUUUUAGAAUGAUCUGUCCACCCCUCCUAUAUCGGUGGAGCUAAAAAGGGAAUGAUGUAUGUUAGUCUAGCUAUAAUUCGAUGAUAAUUUAUGGUGGUAUCAUACUGUCUCCCUUUCUUAUCAUUUUUAUGUUAGAGUUGUGUCUAGUUGGGAAUUGUCUAGCUAUUCUAUUUUGUAGUAUUAUCAUAAUUUUUGUGGGUUUUGGGCAGAUAGGAGAUACCUCUUUAAACCUAGUCUUUCCUUGUCUUUAUCAUUGCAGAUUCAAUCCUGGGUUUGUCUUUCUCUUGGGACUUCCAUUUCUUUCAUAACCUUAAUGAUAGGGAAUCCUUUCAACUUUUGGCUCUCAGGUUUCUAACGGCUGACAAUAGGAUAUUGUCUCUUGAUUCCUCUGGAAGUUUUA
Messenger RNA from Arachis duranensis, 2529 nucleotides. RefSeq lists its product as uncharacterized. The coding region runs from base 554 to 1576 and encodes 340 amino acids. The record is from RefSeq and is a predicted model, not a curated record. Lineage: Eukaryota; Viridiplantae; Streptophyta; Magnoliopsida; Fabales; Fabaceae. The transcript is spliced from 6 exons.